GUUCUAUCACCAGCAGUGUGGUACCAAAAGAAUACUCUUAAUUCUACAGGACCUGUUGUAUAUAUAAAUAAACAUGUUGAAAUCGAUGCUUCUGCUUUUAUUGUCUGCAUUCCUUGCAUUUGCUUCAGCUCGUCCGGGCUUCUUGCAUGACCAUCACCACAUUGACUAUCCAUUGCUACAUCACGAACCGUUACAUAUCGCUAAAUACGUGCAUGUGCCAGCAGCGGUUUCACAUCAAAGCUCAACUGUCAUACACACAGCUCCACAUCAUAUUGUCAAACCAAUUGUUCUGCCCGUUGUGAAACACGUGGUGCACCCAAUCAUCAAGACAUACCAUCCUGCACCUAUCAUCAAGGCUUAUCACCCACUACCAUUGCAUUUGGAUCAUCAUGCAUAUCAUCAUGACUUCCAUCAUUAUCAUCAUUAAAGUGAUACGAAUUGAUUGAAUGCUUUUACGACAACGGAAAAUGUCCUUUGGUAGCCUUUGAAAUUAUUUUUAGCUUGUAUGAUUUGGUGCUCUUAACAUAUUAUUUAUAUUACAUCAGCCGAUUUUCACGUUUUGUACAUAUACAAAUUUUUUAAUAGUAGAUAACGAAGAAGA
Teleopsis dalmanni is the source of this 601-nucleotide messenger RNA. RefSeq names its product histidine-rich glycoprotein-like. Lineage: Eukaryota; Metazoa; Arthropoda; Insecta; Diptera; Diopsidae. The transcript has 2 exons. The record is from RefSeq and is a predicted model, not a curated record. The coding region runs from base 74 to 427 and encodes 117 amino acids.